AUGGCGCUGCGUGCGACGCCCGCCUUGCGACGGGGCACGCCCGCGGAGCUGAUGCAGGGAUUCCGCCGCUGGGGCGCGAGUGUGUAUGCGCGCACCGCGAAUGUAUCGGUGGCGCCAGGCGAGGCGCCCGUCUCUGACAUGUCGAAAAAAGCAUUCGAGCACUGGCGCAACAGCGAGACGGGCCGCUGGAACCCGCCCAAAUACUCGCUGCGGCGGCAGGCCCAGCUCGUCCGUGCCGCGUACGCGGUCGAGCAGCCUGAGCUCGUCAAGGCGAGCCCCAAGUAUGCGCGGUACAUGCGCCGCUGGGAGAGCAUGCCGACGCACGAGGUGUUCACCGGCUUUCCGGCCGUGCAGUGGCCGCAGCUGAGCGCGGCCGACGACGCCCGCGAGGCCGAGCGCAUCGCACGCACCUUCUCGCAGCAUGGCCCGUACGCGGGCCGCGCGCGAGCCCGCAUGUUCAAGGGCAAGAAGGGCGACCGCGCGUCGCGGUCCCGCCAGCGCGUCGUCGAGGAGAAUAUGCGCACGAUCGACGAGACGAUCCAGGAGUGGCGCGAGGACAAGGCCGCUGCGCGUGCCAAGGCCAAGCCUGUCUCGCCCCUGUAG
Malassezia sympodialis ATCC 42132 is the source of this 603-nucleotide messenger RNA. RefSeq names its product mitochondrial 54S ribosomal protein mL59. Gene Ontology annotation, molecular function: structural constituent of ribosome. Gene Ontology annotation, cellular component: mitochondrial large ribosomal subunit. NCBI's taxonomy places the organism in Eukaryota, Fungi, Basidiomycota, Malasseziomycetes, Malasseziales, Malasseziaceae. The record is from RefSeq and is a predicted model, not a curated record.